Molecule: messenger RNA, 588 nt
Organism: Lathyrus sativus (Indian pea)
Lineage: Eukaryota; Viridiplantae; Streptophyta; Magnoliopsida; Fabales; Fabaceae
Source: the annotation of a GenBank genome assembly
AUGACGCUGACGAGCCUCAAUAUUCUAAGAACCACGUCUCUCUGUUCUUUCAACACGGCGACCAAACCGAUUUCCUCAAACCAUCUCACCCUUCUCUUCAACACCAAUUUCACUUUUACUCCUCCCAACGUUUCCAUUCGGCAACCGAAGCGUCAUUUCCGCGCCGGAAUUGUCGCCAUGGCUUCACAAGGACCUGGGCCUGUCCACAAAUCUGAGCAAGAAUGGCAAGCUAUUCUCUCCCCUGAGCAGUUUCGAAUUCUGAGGCAGAAAGGCACUGAGUACCCCGGAACAGGAGAAUAUGACAAGUUCUUUGAGGAGGGAGUCUACAGUUGUGCAGGUUGUAAAACUCCACUCUAUAAGUCUACGACAAAAUUCAAUUCCGGUUGUGGCUGGCCAGCCUUCUAUGAGGGUCUUCCUGGAGCCAUAAAUCGCCAUGCUGACCCCGAUGGAAUGAGGAUCGAAAUAACCUGCGCUGCAUGCGGGGGACAUCUUGGUCAUGUAUUUAAAGGCGAAGGAUUUUCAACACCCACUAACGAACGACAUUGCGUCAAUAGCAUUUCACUGAAAUUUGCACCAGCCAAUUCUUAG